This is a messenger RNA of Halichondria panicea, 1653 nucleotides long. RefSeq names its product serine/threonine-protein phosphatase 2A regulatory subunit B'' subunit gamma-like. Gene Ontology annotation, cellular component: spindle; centrosome. Gene Ontology annotation, biological process: regulation of dephosphorylation; microtubule cytoskeleton organization; positive regulation of B cell differentiation. NCBI's taxonomy places the organism in Eukaryota, Metazoa, Porifera, Demospongiae, Suberitida, Halichondriidae. The transcript has 19 exons. The coding region runs from base 66 to 1556 and encodes 496 amino acids. The record is from RefSeq and is a predicted model, not a curated record.
GUCUUUCACCAGUAGUUGUUUUUUUGUCUCUUUGAGAGAUCUCUUCACUUGUGUUACAGUUACUAAUGGCUGAAGCCUGUGAAGGAAUGAGUUGGGUUGAUAAGCUAAAAAGAUACAAUGAUAAACAUACAGUGGACAAGCCAAAGCCCACGGAGAGUGAACAAGAAGAGGAGGACGAGCAACUGCUUGGAGAAUAUUACAUCAAGUUCAAGAACGCUACCGAUACAGAUAAGUACAAACUUAUCCCAAAGUUUUACUCCAAGCCUCCAGCCGAUGAUGAGAUCUUACAGCAGAAACUGAGGGAGGAUGCAAGGGCCACUUUUCUGCAGAGAAGAACCACUGAGUUGAUGGACAAUGAAGAGUUGCAGAAACUGUGGUUGUUGCUGGAGGAGAAUCCGACACCUCCUGAUAUCGGAGAGGAUCCAGUGAGUGUGUGUGUGUGUGUGUGUGUGUGUGUGCUUGGGGGAGGGAGAGGAGUUAUACUAGGUCAGGAGUGCAGAGAUAAAGGAUUGGAAAUGGAAAUACCCUCGAAUGAACAUCUGCCUUUCCCCGCGAUGAUCAGUUUUGUGGACUUUCAGAAAAUUGGAGAGGAGGUUGCAGACAAGUGCAAGAGCUAUUUCACUGCCGGUGUGUUCUCAAAGCUCCUGAACAAUGAUCCAUAUGGCAGGAUCUCCAUAUCUCAACUAUUCUCGUAUGUCAUGAGAAAAGUUUGGCUUCAGCAAACUAGGAUCGGACUCAGUCUGUUUGAUAUACAAGGUCUUGGUUAUCUCAAAGAAGUUGAUUUGGAGAAUUACAUUCUUGAGCUCAUUCCAACUCUACCUCAACUGAAAUGCCUCGAGGAAUCUUUCUAUUCGUUUUAUGUUUGCACAGCUGUGAGGAAAUUUUUCUUUUUUCUUGACCCAAUGAGAACAGGUAAAAUUAAGAUCCAAGAUGUCCUCGCCUGUGGGUUUCUGGACGAUCUCCUGGAGCUCAGAGAUGAGGAUCUUUCAAAAGAUGCCCAAGAAAAUAACUGGUUCUCUGCUCCUUCAGCACUACGUGUUUAUGGUCAGUAUUUGAGCCUGGAUACAGAUCACAAUGGAAUGCUCAGCCGUCAAGAAUUGGCCAGGUACGGAACAGGAACUCUCACAAGAGUAUUUGUUGAUCGGGUGUUUCAGGAAUGUCUCACUUAUGAUGGAGAAGUGGAUUACAAGACAUACCUAGAUUUUGUUUUGGCAAUGGAAAAUCGAAAAGAGCCUCAGGCUCUGCAGUAUUUGUAUCGUCUCAUAGACAUCAAAGGACAAGGUUAUAUCGAUGGAUUCACACUGAAAUAUUUCUUUAGGGCAAUUCAAGAUCAAAUGAAAGUGCAUGGACAUGAGGCAGUCAAGUUUGAAGAUGUAAAGGAUGAAAUAUUUGACAUGGUGAAACCAAGCGAUCCAUACAGAAUCACUCUUCAGGAUCUUCUCAACAGUGGCCAGGGAGAAACUGUGAUAAGUAUUCUGAUAGACCUCAACGGAUUUUGGACUUAUGAAAAUAGAGAGGUGCUAUUAGCAGAAGCUCAAGAUGUGAACACCAAUUAACAAACAAUUUUAACACAUCCGUUAUAUAAUUUCAGGUACUCAAUUGUUCAACUGUGUCAUUUACUUUUAUUGCUCCUUCAAUGAAGCUUGAACUGUC